CGCGUGCUUGACACCCGACUCAAGCGUGAUGGCCCAAAUAUGGAGUCUUUGCGGAUACGCUGCAAGGCACCAUGCACAACAGACAGGUCCGGAUGGCCUCAGUGCGAUCGAUCUUGCAGGAAAUGCCCGAUCGUGAAUUUGAAUCAUUGUUAGUUCCUGAGGAGUUCAGCAUGACUCCCUCGCCAUAGUCCAGUAAGGCCGGUGGAGCUGAGAGACGUGAAGGCACAGUCAGAUGAGAUGAAAUGGCCUUGUUGGUGGUGUCGACCAUGUCUCACUUGAUAUAGCAUUCUCCGGAGAGUGUCACCGACCCCGCGACCGAGUUUGUCAAGGAAAUACCAUCGCAAAUGUCCAUGACCAAGCCAACCUCCAUGUUCAUGUGAGCGAAUGAGAUGCCAUAAUUCAAGCCAACUAUGGAGGCAUCUCACCAUCUUUUUUGUUUCUGUCGAUCACUGCAGAUCGAGUUGGCUGCCCUUUUAUGGUUUUUACUGGCGGCUGCAGCGCUAGACCGUGGACCCUAUGUGCAUUUGAACCUGUUUAUCACUACCAACUCGAGCCCGUGGCAUCCAAUAUUGUAGCCCAAAGAGCUGAUUUAUCGUCAGCCACCAACUUCUCUCAGCUCGUUUCUCUUGAUUAUCAACCCGCUAACUCAACCCAUGACUUCCAUUUUCAGACCCGGCGCCUCCCGAUUAUCCUAUCGACGGGCCGCGUGGCGUCGUGCGCGCGCGACUCUACAGUUUCGUAUCCAUCUUGGCUGAAUAGCUUCACGUGCGAAGAUAGGCAGCCCCGCCUAUUGGAGGCCGAUGACCACCCAUAGUGCUCGGAGUCCUCUGCCUACCACUCACAAGGCCCUCGGGGCUUACCAGAAUUCCAUGAUAUGACUGGGAGUUGGACCGUUUUUGGAGAUACAGCCCUGUUUUGGGUGUGGGUUCUUGCAGCCCUCUCUUUCUUGGCCCUAUUUCGAUGCCUUGAAAGGUACCGUACGGCUGAUGCCUGUGUCUCAGAUAGUAUGUGUGCAGUAGGCUAUGAAUUGGAAUUUGAGGCGUGCUCGCCCGUUCAUAGUAUUGCCUCUCUGAGUCCUAUACCGCCGGCCUUCUUCGUGUUCUGUUCAGUCCUCUCACACAAAGCACAAAGAAACUCUUCUGCCUGCGGUGAGUGACUCCAAAGGGUCUUCCAUGGAAAAGACGUCAGGGCAUUCACUUCCCAGCCUUAAGACAACCGGUCUUUGUUUCGCCUGGUUCAUACCUGUUUUUAACACCAAAUCGCGGUGAAGCUUUCUAGCACCCACCCACUUCACUUCACUUACAAAGAGGUCCCUGCAUACAUAUAUACCUCGCAGGCCUCGGUAGACCCUUUGAGCAAAUCAACUUUACUCUACUUUACUCAACUCGAAAUUCAUUCUUACGAAUCUCCACUAUGCCGACCGAGUCUGAGAUGCGGUCUCGUCGAGACUCUUGGCCACCUACCCAGAUGCGCCUCAAGCCUACCAUCUCUACCAAGAACCGACCACUUCCAUCUCUUGAUGAUAUCGAUGAUGAUCCUCUUACCUACUUUCUUACACCGGCUCCUCUUCUUGACGACGAUGAUAUGGAUGACGUAUUGCUAGACUUUGAUGCGGGUAUUGAGGAUGCCAGUUCUCCUCGACCAUUUGUCCGCAGUGUAAGUCCAUCAACACUCGAUGGACUACGCAAGCCUGGUCUGCGUCCCAUGUCACCUGAUACCAGCUCUGAGAUCUCAGAGUCCAACAAUGAGGAUGAUUAUGAUGACGAUGAUGAGGACUAUGUCAGCUUCUCGCCCAGCAAGCACGGAGGACUCCUCUCUCUUAGGGAUCUCUUUGCCAAUAGCCGACCAGCAGUCCGACCCAAGAGCCCUGCUUUCAACCAGUCGACCAACAACUCUCUCCUCUCGCCUACGGCCCUCUCAAGCAGCCCAAAGCUACGUGGCCGAUCCAGGGGGCGUGGACGCCACGGAGCCAGCUCCCGAGGACACUCAGCAACACGCCGCACAGGACAACUAUGGCGGGAGCCAAGCCCCGAUGUGUGGUCUAUUGAGGAGGAGACCGAGGAGGAGAUGAUGAGUGAGGUUGGAAGCAGUGUUGGUGCUCACAGUGACACCAGCGAUGAUGAGGCUGAGAGUGAGAGGCGAAAGGGGAAGAAGGCCAAGUCGAACAAGAAGGUUCGCUUCGUCUUGCCUGCUCAGGAAGUCUAAGGGAAGAUGGAUGGAUACUGCAUAAUUCGGCGUUCAGGUCUGCAUCUCUUUCGUAUUCAUUUCUUAAAGCAUCACUGGAGGUUGCAUCUGCAUAGGUGGCGUUGGCUAGCAUGGUGGGAGUGGUGGAUCAAGAGUAAUGGCUGGUCCAAGGAGGAUACCUAUUUGUCUGGCUUGCAUUUAUCGGGCGCAUUCAUUGGAGGAAUAUUGAAGCUAGGACACAUAGCUGGCUGGCAUUUUGCAUAUCAUAGUUACAUUUCUUCAGGAGCAAUCCGCUUUCGAUACCUAUUUGGAUUUGGAGGAUUUUGCGAUAAAUUGACUGUAGUUUGAACAAUCGGUUUACCUUGUGG
Molecule: messenger RNA, 2552 nt
Organism: Fusarium odoratissimum NRRL 54006
Lineage: Eukaryota; Fungi; Ascomycota; Sordariomycetes; Hypocreales; Nectriaceae
Exons: 2
Coding region: 1414-2205 (263 amino acids)
Source: RefSeq, a predicted model, not a curated record